AUGAUGAAUGAACAACCAGAUGUACAGAUGACAGACAACUGGAUGGAUGGACAGACAACCCGACUGAUGAAUGAACAACCAGGAAUGACAGACAACUGGAUGGAAGGACAGACAACCAGACUGAUGAAAGAACAACCAGAUGUACAGAUGACAGACAACUGGAUGGAAGGACAGACAACCAGACUGAUGAAAGAACAACCACAUAUGACAGACAACUGGAUGGAAGGACAGACAACCAGACUGAUGAAUGAACAACCAGAUGUACAGAUGACAGACAACUGGAUGGAAGGACAGACAACCAGACUGAUGAACGAACAACCAGAUGUACAGAUGACAGACAACUGGAUGGAAGGAUGGACAGACAACCAGUCUGAUGAACGAACAACCAGAUGUACAGAUGACAGACAACUGAAUGGAAGGAUGGACAGACAACCGGAGUGA
Molecule: messenger RNA, 441 nt
Organism: Haliotis rufescens (red abalone)
Lineage: Eukaryota; Metazoa; Mollusca; Gastropoda; Lepetellida; Haliotidae
Product: antigen LPMC-61-like
Exons: 3
Coding region: 1-441 (146 amino acids)
Source: RefSeq, a predicted model, not a curated record